CAAAAAUAGCAAAACAAAGUUGCUGUUGUUGAAUUCAAUACUCAACUCUAACUCAAAUAAACCCGUAACGUCAAUGCUAAUUGCUUCGAGGCCAAACGCUCGCCAAUUCUUCUUCCCUCAUCUCUAAACUUUUUUUUUCUUUCUCUCCAACUUUCCUUUGGUGACCCGCCAUGAACAUCCUCAAAAACCUCGGCUUUGGGGCCAACAACAAGCCAACCGCUUCAAUGGAUAAUUGCGCCAUCGCUCAGGGUCCUGAAGACGACGUCCCGCCUCCUGGUCAACAGUUUGCUCAGUUCGGUGCGGGCUGCUUUUGGGGCGUUGAACUGGCUUUCCAGAGAGUUUCGGGGAUCACCAAAACUGAAGUUGGGUAUUCCCAAGGGUUCAUGCAUAAUCCGAGUUAUGAAGACGUGUGUUCGGGGACUACCAACCACAGUGAAGUCGUGAGGGUUCAGUAUGACCCUAAUGAGUGUAGCUAUGACACUUUGCUUCAUGUCUUUUGGGCUCGCCAUGAUCCUACUACCCUCAACCGCCAGGGUAAUGAUGUGGGGACACAGUACAGAUCUGGGAUUUACUUUUACAGCCCAGAGCAGGAGAAGGCAGCAGUGGAAUCCAUGGAAAAACAGCAGAAACUCCUCAACAGAAGGAUUGUUACUGAAAUUCUGCCGGCCAGGAAAUUCUAUAGAGCAGAGGAAUAUCACCAGCAGUACCUUGCAAAGGGAGGUCGUUUUGGUUGUAAACAAUCUGCUGAGAAAGGAUGCAAUGAUCCUAUCCGAUGCUAUGGCUAAGUUGCCACUUUUUCUGUAUGAACUUCUGCUUUUGUCUAUGGAAUUUUAAUGCCUUGUGUUAUCUAUGUAGUUACUGAAGGUGGUGGACUUGUAAUUAUUCAUAAUUCCAAGGCAGACCGAUAUCUAUGUUUUGUAUAUCUACAUUCAAAUAUGGCGAUCAUGUAUUAAUAUUGAAAUAUUACAUACCAUUAUGGUGGAGGAUGUUUCCUUUUCUUCCA
Molecule: messenger RNA, 1003 nt
Organism: Gossypium raimondii (Peruvian cotton)
Lineage: Eukaryota; Viridiplantae; Streptophyta; Magnoliopsida; Malvales; Malvaceae
Product: peptide methionine sulfoxide reductase
Exons: 2
Coding region: 171-785 (204 amino acids)
Biological process (GO): cellular response to oxidative stress
Cellular component (GO): cytoplasm
Molecular function (GO): peptide-methionine (S)-S-oxide reductase activity
Source: RefSeq, a predicted model, not a curated record